Eutrema salsugineum is the source of this 315-nucleotide messenger RNA. RefSeq names its product serpin-Z2-like. The coding region runs from base 1 to 315 and encodes 104 amino acids. The transcript is spliced from 2 exons. Gene Ontology annotation, molecular function: serine-type endopeptidase inhibitor activity. Lineage: Eukaryota; Viridiplantae; Streptophyta; Magnoliopsida; Brassicales; Brassicaceae. The record is from RefSeq and is a predicted model, not a curated record.
AUGUCGUGGAGAGUUCAAGUUGGUGAAUUCAGGAUCCCAAAGUUUAAGAUAUCUUUCGGGUUUGAGGCUUCAAGGGUUUUUAAAAGAUUAGGAUGGGAUGAAGAUGAAAUGGCUUUGUACCGUAAAGCUUGUGUCGAGAUCGAUGAAGAAGGCGCUGAAGCUGCUGCUGCCGCCGCUAUUUGUGUGCCAGUAAGUUUGACUAAUUAUAAGGUAGAUUUCGUGGUUGAUCAUCCAUUUCUUUUCUUGAUUAGAGAAGACACAACCAGAACCGUUUUGUUCGCUGGUCAGAUAUUUGAUCCUUCCAUAUCCUCUUAA